GGCACAUUACAGAAUGAGAAAGUGAAAGUGUCUAAUUUUCUGCCCAAGGCAUCAUUGUAACCGAAUGCAUUGUGGGACACUGGAGGACGGCGGCUGUGCGGCUCAGCGUGAGCCGUCGAUUCGUUUUCAGACAUUCGCUUUAUUUUGUAUUUAUUUUAUUGUAUUUAUUUUAAAUCUAUUUUUUAAAGCCGAGAUGGCCAAACCCAGGCUUGUGGUUUUUGAUUUGGAUUACACACUGUGGCCGUUUUGGGUCGACACCCACGUGGACCCUCCCUUUCACAAAGACAGAGAGAGUAAGGUGAUUGAUUCCCGGGGUCGCCCCAUUCGUUUGUACCCCGAAACCGCUGAAGUGCUGCGGUCGCUGCACGCGGACAGGGUUUCCAUCGCUGCUGCCUCGCGAACUGGUGAAAUCAAAGGAGCCAAUCAGCUGCUAGCUCUUUUUAACCUCGACCAAUACCUGUCUCACAAAGAAAUAUACCCCGGGUCAAAGGUCACACACUUUAAAAGGUAACAUUAUCGCUGGGCCCUCCCUUU
Molecule: messenger RNA, 534 nt
Organism: Polyodon spathula (Mississippi paddlefish)
Lineage: Eukaryota; Metazoa; Chordata; Actinopteri; Acipenseriformes; Polyodontidae
Gene: mdp1
Product: magnesium dependent phosphatase 1
Exons: 4
Coding region: 65-511 (148 amino acids)
Molecular function (GO): acid phosphatase activity
Source: RefSeq, a predicted model, not a curated record